AUGGCCGGGGCUAGCGCGGAGGCGGCGUUUGCCUAUCACGAACCGCCAAUAACAACCAUCCUCAACCAGACAGGAUUUCUCAUCGUGUUGAACGUCGUAAAUGUCUGCCUUGACAAACUCCUAUAUUGUGGGCUGAUUGGGCAACUUUUCGUCGGCAUCCUUUGGGGCACACCCGGCGCAAAAUGGCUCGAUCGCGAGACAGAAACAGUCAUCCAGCAACUCGGAUACCUCGGGCUGAUAAUGCUUGUCUAUGAAGGUGGUUUGUCAACAUCUAUCAAAGCAGUGAAAUCCAACCUCUUGGUUUCUCUCUGUGUCGCCGUCACCGGGAUCGGUGUGCCUAUGGGUCUAUCAUUCAUUCUCAGAGAGCUGGUCGGCGCGAGCUCUUUACAAGCAUUUGCUGCUGGCGCAGCUCUAAGCGCCACAAGCCUCGGAACAACCUUUACGAUCCUAUCAACAACGAAUCUGAUCGCCACGCGCUUGGGUACUGUGACAACGAGUGCUGCGAUGCUCGAUGACGUCGUUGGGUUAGUGAUGGUCCAAAUAAUUUCAAAUCUGGGAGGGAACGGCUCAUCUUUCGACGCUAUUACUGUCAUCCGACCCGUAUUCGUCUCUAUCGGAUUCGCAGUGGGGCUCUUCCUACUCUGUGCCUUUUUCGUCGGGCCGUGUCUCAAAAAGGCGCUUCGCGUUAAGCUGAGACUGCCUUCCCUUAUGAGGACGAUGCAGUUUGCAUUUCUCUACCAAACACUUGUUUUGGUCGGGAUCGUAGCGGCUGCCACUUAUGCGGGAACAUCCAGUCUCUUUGCCGCAUAUCUUGCCGGUGUUGUAGUCACCUGGUUUGAUAGCACGAUUACGGAUUUCAAGGGGGCAAAUUCUGCUGGCCAAGAUAAUGCUCAAAUUUCACCUGAAUCUGCAAGCCAUGCAGCAGGUACUAGUUCGCUGAGCGCCCACGAACAGCAUGGCGGAUCUUCCACUGAAGUUUCCAGCGCUCGAUGCGAUGAGAUGCCAACGGGCGAAAUAGUUUACGAGAGAUAUUACAAGCAACCAGUAACGCGAAUCUUGACUCCACUGUUCUUCGCAUCAAUUGGAUUUGCGAUUCCUAUCACCGAAAUGUUUCGGGGAAGUGUCGUAUGGCGCGGCCUGAUCUAUUCUUUGCUCAUGAUGUUUGGAAAGAUGGUCACGGGUCUAUGGCUGGUUCGAUUUUCCUUUAAUCCCAUGUCAAAACUCGUCAACUAUAUCAAGGACUUCGUUCGUCGCUCUCGCCUGUUUUGUACUCCGAAGAAACCCAAUAAAGAGCAAAAGAGGAGACAUGAGACUCCUUCAAGUUCCGCCGCGGUAACUUCGCACGAUCGGUCAGGCGAAAACGCAGAUACACCUCCCAACGCUGCCGUCCACAGGUCUCCUUCUAACCGAGAGAGACUACUCAUCAGCCCGGGCCCCGGGAAGAUGAAAGCCCACAGUCGAAUCAACGCUCCUCUGUUACGUUCCCAGAAAAGCCCAAAUCAUUAUAUCCGCCAUCUAUUCUUGCCUUGGCUAUGGUUGCUCGAGGAGAAGUCGGAUAUCUGA
Messenger RNA from Penicillium cosmopolitanum, 1563 nucleotides. Its product is annotated as cation:proton antiporter. Bases 1 to 1563 code for a protein of 520 amino acids. The record is from RefSeq and is a predicted model, not a curated record. Gene Ontology annotation, cellular component: membrane. NCBI's taxonomy places the organism in Eukaryota, Fungi, Ascomycota, Eurotiomycetes, Eurotiales, Aspergillaceae. The transcript has 3 exons. Gene Ontology annotation, biological process: proton transmembrane transport. Gene Ontology annotation, molecular function: antiporter activity.